This is a messenger RNA of Abrus precatorius (Indian licorice), 643 nucleotides long. RefSeq names its product putative RNA methyltransferase At5g10620. Gene Ontology annotation, molecular function: methyltransferase activity. Lineage: Eukaryota; Viridiplantae; Streptophyta; Magnoliopsida; Fabales; Fabaceae. Gene Ontology annotation, biological process: rRNA processing. The record is from RefSeq and is a predicted model, not a curated record. The transcript is spliced from 7 exons. Bases 92 to 643 code for a protein of 183 amino acids.
UGCGUAUCUUUGAUGUUUUAUCUGUUUUGAGAAGGUGACGAGCACUCUACUGGUUUGGUUUGCGUUCCAUCGCAGUUUUCACCACUUUGGAAUGGCCACAACAUUCCACCUCUCUGUUAGUUUCAAUCUUCACAAAGGUACAAAAUGCAAGUACACGCCUCAAUCAGUGAGAGCACUUCCUAUACGAAUUUUUUCAGUGGGAAAGAAGCGAUCACGCGGACUACAACUCCUGGUUGAUGAGUAUGUAGAAAAGCUCAAGUACUAUUGCAGUGUUGAGGAUGUUCAAAUACGGUCCAAUCCCAGAAAUGCACGUGAUCAGAGGGCUCAGGUUGAUGAUGAAGACACCGCAGUGAUGAACCUUAUAAGGUCUGAUGAUUGGGUUGUAAUGUUGGAUGAACGUGGACAAGACAUAGGAUCUGAGCAAAUGGCGGAGUUGGUGGGUGAUGCUGGAAAUACUGGCGUUUCACGAUUAUCAUUUUGUAUCGGUGGGCCCUAUGGUCAUGGAAGAAAAAUGCGGGAACGUGCCAACCUAUCGGUCAAGUUAUCUUCACUGGUCUUAAAUCAUCAAAUAGCAUUACUUGUGCUCAUGGAACAACUUUACAGGUCGUGGACCAUUCUAAGAGGACAAAAGUACCAUCAUUAG